AUGAACCAAAGUGUCCGAUCAACGCCGUGGAGACGGGCACCUCGUGUUGCGGCCAAACAGUGCCAUCUUCGAGUGGCAGGCGCUAACCGCCCUUUUAGCAAAGAGUGUGGUUGGGUUGAAGCGAGGGAGCCUGAUUGGCGAAAGGACCUCGGACCGAGUCUCGCAACGAGUUCGGUCUGGUUUGGUCGUCGGCCAAUCACGGACAGGUUGGCGUUCGUCUCGCCUACUCCAUCACCCGAGUCGACCCAUCCUCUUUUACACACAAUCUCGGCGCUAGUCUCGACCUCGACUUCGACCUCGGCUCGAGGGAGAGGUGCAUCUCGACGCCCGUCGGUACCGAGGCGUGAGCAGGCCUCUCGGUGUCUGUGGAUCGGCCAACCAGCUGGUGAAAAAUGA
Protopolystoma xenopodis is the source of this 396-nucleotide messenger RNA. The record is from the annotation of a GenBank genome assembly. NCBI's taxonomy places the organism in Eukaryota, Metazoa, Platyhelminthes, Monogenea, Polystomatidea, Polystomatidae.